AUGAGGUCAUUCAAGAAGGUCUCCUCAGGCUCAGCAGGGGCGAGUAAAGGUGGAGACGAGCCCGGGAAGUUGCCGGAGCAGGAAGAAGAGGAGGCAUCCCAGGUUUUGCACGGAACCGGCCAUUGCAAAUGGUUCAAUGUGAGAAUGGGAUUCGGGUUCAUCUCCAUGAGCAACCGAGAGGGAAGCCCCUUGGAGUCUCCAGUUGAUGUCUUUGUACACCAAAGCAAGCUUUACAUGGAAGGAUUUAGAAGCCUAAAAGAAGGAGAACCAGUGGAAUUUACUUUUAAGAAAUCUUCCAAAGGCCUUGAAUCAAUACGGGUAACAGGCCCUGGUGGGAGCCCCUGUUUAGGAAGUGAAAGACGACCCAAAGGGAAGACAGUACAAAAAAGAAAACCAAAGGGAGAUAGAUGCUACAACUGUGGUGGCCUUGACCACCAUGCUAAAGAAUGUAGUCUACCUCCACAGCCAAAGAAGUGCCAUUACUGUCAGAGCAUCAUGCACAUGGUGGCUAACUGCCCCCACAAAACUGUCUCACAGCAGCCCACUAGUUCUCAGGGAAGACACGAAGCUGAACCACAGCCUUCCACUUCUGCUUUCCCGAGAGAAGGGGGAGGAACGCACGGCUACUCGUCUCCAUCGUACUCUCAGGAGGGCAGGUCAGAGAUCUCGGAGCGCUCGGGCAGGUCACCACAGGAAGCUUCGUCGAGUAAGUUGUCUGCGUCGCCCGAAGAACCAAGUAGAAAGGGGCCUUCUGUUCAGAAAAGGAAAAAAACUUAA
Messenger RNA from Grus americana (Whooping crane), 777 nucleotides. RefSeq names its product lin-28 homolog B (gene LIN28B). Lineage: Eukaryota; Metazoa; Chordata; Aves; Gruiformes; Gruidae. Gene Ontology annotation, molecular function: nucleic acid binding; zinc ion binding. The transcript is spliced from 4 exons. The coding region runs from base 1 to 777 and encodes 258 amino acids. The record is from RefSeq and is a predicted model, not a curated record.